AUGAAUUAUUAAGACCCUACUAUUUUGGCAUUAAAAUAAUAGAAUGUUGAACAGCAGAGAUAAAUAGAAUAAUUGAUGGGGAGAGUCAAUAUGCUCAUUAAAUAAUAAUAACUAUUGAGACCUCCAAAUAAAAAAUUAGAAAUUGUGUAUAAAAAGAAAAAACUUCAUGACGAAAUAGUAGAUGAACUAAAAUCGGCUAAGGAAUCUCUUUAUGAUCCACUGACUGAGAAAAGGAAAAAGGAUGAUAACUUUAUCAAGAGGUUCCAACUCAAUAAGGCGAUUAAAACAGCCAAAGCACAAGUCGAAAAGGAACGUGAAGAACAGGCUAAUUAUAUGAAGAAGAUUAGUAGCAUUCAUUAGAAAUCGAUCGAAGAACAGAAACUAUAGAUGUAUUAGGAAAAAAGAACAAACAGGAAUAAAGUCUAAUUAAAUGAAUUUUAAUCUAAAUACAAUUAUUAAUUAUAUUGGGAUGAGAGAGUAAAGAAAUUUGAAUAAGAGUAAAAAAGUGUUAAGCAUCAGCUAUCUAAAUCUAUGAUGGAUUAAGAAAAUUUAAUGAAUUAUUUGGAACAAUAAGAAACACUAUUAUUGGGAAGAUUGCAAUAGAGUAAGUCUUCUCAAUAGUUCUUAUAAUAAAAAUUAGAAGAUGCCUAAAGAUUAAAGGCGAAAGAUUUUGAAUAAAAAUAUGGGAAGCCCAAAGAAUCCAAGUUUUAAUAAGUACUAGAUAUCAAGGCUAAAUGA
This is a messenger RNA of Paramecium tetraurelia, 738 nucleotides long. RefSeq lists its product as uncharacterized. NCBI's taxonomy places the organism in Eukaryota, Ciliophora, Oligohymenophorea, Peniculida, Parameciidae. The record is from RefSeq and is a predicted model, not a curated record. The transcript has 2 exons.